AUGGAAAUUUUCUUUGGACGUAGCUUUAAUUUCGGUAAUCCGACAGAAAAUUUGCAUUAUGAUUUUCGAAUUUUUCUGAGGAUGAUUUCACCAUCAGAGAAUCGGUCAUACAUUCAGGAUAUGAUAGAAGUUCUACUUCGAUGUGCUGGAAGAUGGAAUAAUGUGCAGAAAAUUUUCUUACUUCCAUUCCCAACAAUGAUCCUUGCUAAAAAUAAUUCCACAGGAAGCAGUUGCAAUGAUGAUGUCAUUAGUGGGGUAGAUAAGCAAGUUGAAAAGGGACACAAAACCAUAAAGCAGCGGCAAAGGACAGGCACUAUUCCAUUCCUCGCCGAUGCAGAUCAGUUUUAA
Loa loa (African eye worm) is the source of this 348-nucleotide messenger RNA. RefSeq lists its product as hypothetical. The transcript is spliced from 4 exons. The record is from RefSeq and is a predicted model, not a curated record. Bases 1 to 348 code for a protein of 115 amino acids. NCBI's taxonomy places the organism in Eukaryota, Metazoa, Nematoda, Chromadorea, Rhabditida, Onchocercidae.